UGCGCACACAACACAGAGAAAAACAGACUGCGGGGAGAGUGCAAGAAUUUGCUGAAAAACAUUUUCGGGGAUCUUAUGGGACUAAAUAUUCAAUGUGCCGGGCUAUAUACGUAAUUUGAGUGAAGUAUUGGCUGCUGUCUCUUUGUGGAGGUGCUGUUCAUCCAAGAAUCACCCAAACUGGUAGUCGCAUCAAGCUGACGAGUUGUUGUUACUUCAACUUCGGUGUCAAUUCGUUCUUUUAUUUUGCAUUGUUAUCACUGUAAUUACCAAGAUUAUUCUGUCUCAAAUAUGCUUUAAGCAUAUGGUUUGCUGAUUUUCUAUAAAUAGUGGUAAUUUAUGCCAUUUCUGGUGGCAAAAACUGACAGAGGAAUGUCUCGGCAUGAAGGUGUCAGCUGCGACGCGUGUCUGCGGAGUAACUUCCGCGGCCGGCGCUACAAGUGUCUGAUCUGCUACGACUACGACCUGUGCGCCGGCUGCCACGAGGCCGGCUCCACGACCACGCGCCACACGGCCGACCAUCCGAUGCAGUGCAUCCUCACCCGGACAGAUGCCGAGGUACUGUACGGCGGCGAGGCGCUGCCUCUGGAACAACCGCGCUCGUUUGUAUGUCCGCACUGUGGCCGGAUGGGCUUCACAGAGACGACACUGGCCGACCACGUCAGCGCUCAGCACUCUGACUCCGUCACACAAGUGGUGUGUCCCGUGUGCGCCUCUGUACCGAGCGGAGAGCCGAAUCACGUCACCGAGGACCUGCCCACCCACCUGACUGUGGACCACCACCGCGGCGGCGGCGGCGGCGGCGGCCUCUCGGCUCGCGAUCUCAUCUCGUUCGGAGACGAGCCGGCGCCGGCCGGCCGCCAGUCGGCGCGCCGCGUACCGCACCCGGCUCAGGCGGGCGGCGCACCGCGCAUCCGGCGCUUCAACACGGCUCACUUCAGGGAGUCGAUGGACCCGAUCACGGAGCUCCUGUCUCAGCUGUCUGGCGUGCGUCGCGCCGCCACGCUGGUCUCUGGCGGCCCCAGUGUGGGCGCCAUCGGCACGGGUACCGCCUCCCGGCUGCAGCAGCUGCAGGCGCAGGCGGUGCGUCAGCGCGGCGAUCGGCCCGCGCGCCGUCAGCCGGCGACGGCGGGCGGCUCGGCCGACGGCAGCACGACGGCCGCGCCCGCCACGGAGGCCGCCGCCGCUGCCGCGCCGCGCCGCCAGGAGGCGGGUGCCGCCGCCUCCGGAGCCGGAGGGGCCACCGCCGCCGACGGACCCCAGUUUCUGCUGGCUAGUAUUCUGGACGAGGAUGACUCGGAGCUGGCCGGCCGUCAAAUGAACAGAGCCGAUCGUAGCGCCUUUGUACAGGAGGUGAUUCUGUCCACCCUUAUUGACUCCAUGGACUCGACGUCGAUAUGUGAAUCGAGCGGCCGUCCGGCGGCGGCUGUCGGCGCGGCCUCCCCGGCUCCCAGCUCUGUAGUUACCAGCCAGCCGGCCGGUCAGAAGGGGCGGGACGCCCGACCUGCGGCCGCCGCCGCCGCCGCUGCAGGCCCGCCGGCUCGCGUGACGCCGCCCUGCGGGGGCGGCGAGGGCGACCCUGCCGGCCUCUGGGCACUGCGCGCGGCGCCCUCUGUGCUAGUCCGACCAGACCGGCCGACUGGACCGCCGAGGGACCGGCGCGAGACGACUAACCUGGCUUCUUUCUGA
This is a messenger RNA of Amphibalanus amphitrite, 1686 nucleotides long. RefSeq names its product E3 ubiquitin-protein ligase KCMF1-like. The transcript is spliced from 9 exons. Bases 337 to 1686 code for a protein of 449 amino acids. Gene Ontology annotation, cellular component: plasma membrane. Gene Ontology annotation, molecular function: zinc ion binding. Gene Ontology annotation, biological process: synaptic signaling. The record is from RefSeq and is a predicted model, not a curated record. Lineage: Eukaryota; Metazoa; Arthropoda; Thecostraca; Balanomorpha; Balanidae.